Molecule: messenger RNA, 1650 nt
Organism: Talpa occidentalis (Iberian mole)
Lineage: Eukaryota; Metazoa; Chordata; Mammalia; Eulipotyphla; Talpidae
Gene: ZNF324
Product: zinc finger protein 324
Exons: 4
Coding region: 10-1650 (546 amino acids)
Biological process (GO): regulation of transcription by RNA polymerase II
Molecular function (GO): DNA-binding transcription factor activity, RNA polymerase II-specific; RNA polymerase II cis-regulatory region sequence-specific DNA binding
Source: RefSeq, a predicted model, not a curated record
CAGGCGCGAAUGGCGGCGGCGGCCCCGGCGCAGGACCUGAUGGCCUUCGAGGACGUGGCCGUGUACUUCUCUCAGGAGGAGUGGGGGCUCCUGGACGCAGCCCAGCGGGCCUUGUACCAUCAGGUGAUGCUGGAGAACUUUGCCCUCGUCGCCUCCCUGGGACUUGCCGUCUCCCGCCCCCAUGUGAUCGCCCAGCUGGAGCGUGGUGAGGAUCCCUGGGUUCUUGCUGGGAUGGACGUGGCCAUGACCAGGAGCUCCCACAGGAGGCCCAGCCCCGGUUCCCAGCACCCGGCCAAGGAUGGAGAGGUUUCUGGAGAAGUGACGCUGCUGACAACUUUCCUGGAAGCCCCGUCUCGGGUGCCGCCUGGGGCCCUCCGCUCAGGGGAUGCUGUCCGGGGACUGGAAAAGCGCCGGGAGUGUCGGUGGGGCCCUGCGCCCUGUCAGGAGAGAAAGCCCAGCGGGGUGUCCGUGAUCUACUGGGAAAAGCUGCUGCUGGGCGCAGGCCGUCAGGGGGCGGGAGUCAGCCUGCGACUCACCUCCCCGCUGAGGGCUCCCGAGGGCGGCCCGCCCGGGAAGCAGACCCCUGGCAGGACUGCCCGGCGAGGCGCCGGCCUCGAGGUGGGUGACGCCAGUGGGGCCCCGGGCCGGGGCACGGUCUGGCCCGCGCCCGGGAGCCCCCCCGCCGGCCCGGAGCCGCCGACCUGGGAGGAGCUGGGGGAGGCGCUGCAGGCGGGCAGCGGCCUGCUCGCGGGAGAGAAGCCCUUCGAGUGCCGCGCCUGCCGCAAGGUGUUCGUGAAGAGCUCGGAUCUGCUCAAGCACCUGCGCACGCACACGGGCGAGCGGCCCUACGCCUGCGCGCAGUGCGGCAAGGCCUUCAGCCAGACGUCGCACCUGACGCAGCACCAGCGCAUCCACAGCGGCGAGACGCCCUACGCCUGCCCGGCCUGCGGCAAGGCCUUCCGCCACAGCUCGUCGCUCGUGCGGCACCAGCGCAUCCACACGGCCGAGAAGGCCUUCCGCUGCGCCGAGUGCGGCAAGGCCUUCAGCCACGGCUCCAACCUCAGCCAGCACCGCAAGAUCCACGCGGGCGGCCGGCCCUACGCCUGCGCGCGCUGCGGCCGCCGCUUCUGCCGCAACUCGCACCUGAUCCAGCACGAGCGCACGCACACCGGGGAGAAGCCGUUCGCCUGCGCGCUCUGCGGCGCCGCCUUCAGCCAGGGCUCUUCGCUCUUCAAGCACCAGCGCGUGCACACGGGCGAGAAGCCGUUCGCCUGCGCGCAGUGCGGCCGCGCCUUCAGCCACAGCUCCAACCUCACGCAGCACCAGCUGCUGCACACGGGCGAGCGGCCCUUCCGCUGCGGGGACUGCGGCAAGGCCUUCGCCAAGGGCGCCGUGCUGCUCAGCCACCGGCGCAUCCACACGGGCGAGAAGCCCUUCGUGUGCGCGCAGUGCGGCCGCGCCUUCCGCGAGCGCCCGGCCCUCUUCCACCACCAGCGGGUCCACACCGGGGAGAAGGCGGCGCGCAGGCCCCGGGCGCAGGCCCCGGCCCGAGCGGCCCCGGGGGGCGCCGCAGACGCAGCUCCCGGGCGGGUGGCCGGGCCCCUUCCUGGCCCUGGCCCGUCCGCGGGGGCCAGGUCCGCGCAGGUCUGA